AUGCUUUUCAGUUCAACAGUCGGUUCACUCGUCUUGAACACCCCAGAUUUUCAAGCUGGCAGUCCAAUGUCAAAAGAGAAGAAAGGCGGUGUGAGCAUGAGUUCAUCUCUGAGUUCGAAAGUUCGUUCGCGAAUGGGAUUCAUUCUUUGGCCGCGUGAAUGUGUUACAAGGGCCUGUGAUUAUGUCUGGUCAUUAACCAGUGAGGCUAAUGACACACCGGAGCUUGUGAAUGAACAAUCACCGGUAUCGACUGGAAAACUUGAUGACACGGUCAAUUUGAAUGUGCCAUCAGAAAAUGCUAGACAAACAAAGAUCUGGCCCACCGAUUUAUUCCCUGUGCCUACAAUUCAGUUUUCAAAAAGACAUAUUCCUUGGCCUGGAAAUUAUAUAUCCAAAGCAUGUGAUUACGUAUGGUCGUUGACUAGUGAGGAGGAUGCAGUCGAGGGGGAUAAUGGAAUUCACAUUAACACCGAGUACUCAGAAACAGCGACCACGACAGAGGUGACCCCAAAACCACAACUAGGUGAUUCGAACAGGAGUGAAUCUAUUCCGUCCGGUGACGGCGUUGUGAGGAGAUUUCUACCGACCAGAAUCCCCGUGAUCUCCAGGUUACAUGCACCCAAUACCUACAUCUCCUGGUCUGGUGGAUACGUUUCACGAGCGUGUGACUAUAUAUGGUCGUUUGCCCACGAAACCGACUCCAAAGGUGCAGUGAUGGACCAGUGUUCAGAGCGGUUGACUAUGCAAGAACAAGGUACUGAAUCGAAGAUUGUCACGGAUGAGGGCCAGGUGAAACAGUAUUCCCAGCCCGAUUUAACCUUGGUUUCAAAAUGUCACUCAGAUGAAUGGUCCGUGCCUUGGCCUGGAAAUUACAUAGCUAAAGCAUGCGAUUACAUGUGGCCAUUUGGUAAUGACACGAAUGAAAAUCCAGAUAUUCAGCUUGACACCGAUGUGAACGAGAGUAAGGAAUGGAUCCGUGAAUCCGAUCCGAAUGUCGCCUUCCUUGCUUACUUUUCUAUCGCUUUUCUGUUCGCCUUCCCGCUCAUGUUUUCGGUCACAUUUCUGAUUCUAUUUCUCAGUUCUUUCGGUGUCGUAUUCCUAAUCACCUUUAUAUUUUCUUUUUUAUUCGCCUUGGUUUCGGCCUCGGUUAUCUCCAUGGCUUUACCAAUGCAUCAAAUCCCACCCGCUUUAUUGGCUUAUUUACAUCCACAGUUUUGGUUAAACAGCUUGUGGCAUCUGACUCACCAGAUCUCACUAGGCUCCAUUCUAUCAACCGGGACGCGAUGGUGCCCUACUGUGGUUUGGAAUAUUCUGUUCACAAGUCGACCAUAA
Molecule: messenger RNA, 1332 nt
Organism: Echinostoma caproni
Lineage: Eukaryota; Metazoa; Platyhelminthes; Trematoda; Plagiorchiida; Echinostomatidae
Source: the annotation of a GenBank genome assembly